Messenger RNA from Eucalyptus grandis, 1632 nucleotides. Its product is annotated as retrovirus-related Pol polyprotein from transposon RE1. The transcript has 2 exons. Lineage: Eukaryota; Viridiplantae; Streptophyta; Magnoliopsida; Myrtales; Myrtaceae. The coding region runs from base 127 to 1272 and encodes 381 amino acids. The record is from RefSeq and is a predicted model, not a curated record.
ACGUAUUAUAAAUAUAAUACAAAUCCCCACACCGAUUGUGUAUGUGAUCAAACUCAAAUUCAUACUCUUUUAUGGUAUCAAAGCUUCACAAUUUUUUUUUUCAUCUUAUUUCUCUUCUCUACUAUAAUGUCUUCUUCUACAUCCUCCAACACCAUUACUGCCUCAAAAACCAUUACUACCGUCACUGCUAUUAACUCUUCAUCCUUGUUAUCCCCCUCCCUACCGCCCUUUACUCUUGGCAAUAUAUUUCAUGUUCUCCAAAUCAAGCUAGAUCGCAACAAUUACCUUCUCUGGCGAGCACAAUUUCUUCCUUUAUUUCGUCUUCAUGGCUAUCUUUGGUUUGUGGAUGGCUCAUAUCCUUGUCCGACACCCACUAUCACUGAUGCUGAUAAUAAUGUGAUUGACAACCCGGAUCAUACUGCAUGGCAUUAUCAAGACCAACUCAUCCUUUGCUGCAUCCUCUCCACUCUUACUGAAUUAGUUUUCUCACACAUCGUCGGUCUUGAGACUUCUCAUGAUGUUUGGACCUUGCUUGAGAAACUUUAUGCUCCUAAAUCUCAAGCUCGCAUAAUGCAGUUCGAGUAUCAACUUCGAUCUCUAAAGAAGGGCUCUCUUUCCAUGGAAGCCUUUGUUCAAAAAGCCAAGAAUAUUGCGGAUCAACUUUCUGCCAUUGCUCAUCCCAUCUCCGAUUCCCAAUUAGUUCUCAGCAUCCUCAGUGGCCUAGGUUUGGAGUAUGAUGCAUUCGUUACCUCAGUCACAUCUCGUCUUGAUCCAUUACCUUUUGAUGACUUCCUCGGCUUGCUUUAUAAUCAGGAAGUUAUUCUUCAAAGCUACACCACUGAAUCUCCAAUAGAGUCUUCUCCUAUUGUGAAUGUUGCGGUCAAAUCAUCUACUGCCCCGAAUCCUCCCUCUAAUGGUCGAGGACGAGGACGCGGUCGAGGCCGUGGUCGCAAUUUUUAUGAAGGAGGUUCCUCUCAUUCUCGACUCAUUUGUCAGGUUUGUGGUCGUGCAGGUCAUUCAGCUCUCCAAUGCUACCAACGAUUUAAUCCCGGUUAUAAAGCUAAUAGUGGCUCUCCAUCUGCAAUGUAUGCAUCUUCAAUUGGUGAGUCAUUUGAUCCAUACUGGUACCCAGACUCUGGUGCCACUCAUCAUCUUACAACUGACAUGGAAAAUUUGAACAUUCGGAGCGAUUAUUCUGGCACUGAUCAAAUCCACACUGCAAAUGGGUCAGGAUCGAUCCUCGGGGAACCUCCUGCUCAAAAGCCAGCAUAAGAAUGGACUUUGUUAUCUUAAUAAUGCACGCAUCACCAAUAAGGUCUCUCUACAGUCAAUAAAUCACCACCAGCUCCAUCUUGCUUCAUUGGUGAACGAGUUUUUGCUUCUAUUUGGCAUGAGCACUUGGGUCAUCCAACUGCCCGCAUUAUUUCUUCAGUUAUAUCAAAGCAUGACUUGCCAAUAUCUCCGUCUUCCUCAUCCAUUUUCUGUGAAUCAUGUCACUUGGGCAAGUCGCGUCGUCUUCCCUUUACUAGAUCAUCAACUACUUGUAAUGCUCAUUUGGAGAUACUUUAUUAGGUUCUAUGGGGACCAUCUCCUGUUACUUCAGUUAAUGGUUUUUGUUAUUAUAUCAUUUUU